This is a messenger RNA of Polychytrium aggregatum, 1599 nucleotides long. RefSeq lists its product as uncharacterized. The transcript has a single exon. Lineage: Eukaryota; Fungi; Chytridiomycota; Chytridiomycetes; Polychytriales. Gene Ontology annotation, molecular function: protein binding. The record is from RefSeq and is a predicted model, not a curated record. The annotation marks the transcript as partial.
GGAGCCGAGGGACAGUACUCGACGCACUCGCUCACCCAGCAAGUAGCUCGAGAGUAUGUCCAAGCGCAUGAGAAACUGGAUGCCGAUGCGAUUGAAGAUGCAGUGGGUGAAACACUGCUCGAGCUGACCAAACUCGAAGAUCUUAAAGCACAAACCUUCGCUGAGCAUCUCGACCGAUACGGCGAGAAGACAGUGCCAGAGGUUUACACCAAGGAGCUGCAUAGUCGAAUCGAGUACCAGAUUGCAUGUUUGGCUCAAGAGAAGCCACUUUACACCAAGGCCAUGGGGACAUACAAGAGAAGCUUGGAGCGAAGUGUUAUGUUCUAUGGUACCCGUGAGCAUCCUGAUGUUGCCCAGACCCUCAACAACAUGGGUGCAGUGGCAAGAUCCCAAGGACGCCUGGACGAUGCACUCGCCUUCUACCAAGAGUCGCUCGACAUCAAUGUCAAGAUCAAUGACACCCGCGAGCAUCCCAGUGUCGCCCAAACGGUCAUGAACAUGGGCAAUGUGGCAAGAUCCCAAGGACGCCUGGACGAUGCACUUGCCUUCUACCAAGAGUCGCUCGACAUCAAUAUCCAGGUGUAUGGCACUCGCGAGCAUCCCGAAGUUGCUAGGACCCUCAACAACAUGGGCAAUGUGGCGAGUGAUCAAAGGCGCCUGGAUGAUGCACUUGCCUUCUACCAAGAGGACUUGGACAUCACCACCAAGGUCUAUGGCACCCGCAAGCAUCCCGAUGUUGCCCAGACCCUCAACAACAUGGGUGGGGUGGCAAGAUCCCAAGGACGCCUCGACGAGGCGCUCACUUUCUACCAAGAGGCACUCGAUAUCAACGGCAAGAUCUAUGGCACACGAGAAAAUCCUGAUGCUGCCAUGAUCCUGAACAACAUGGGUUUGUUGGCAAGUGACCAAGGGCGCCUGGACGAUGCACUUGCCUUCUACCGAGAAUCCUUUAAUAUCAUGGUCAAGGUCUAUGGUACCCGCGAACAUCCCGAUGUUGCCCAGAUUCUCAGCAAUAUGGGUAAUGUGGUAGGUAAUCUGGGAUACUUGGAUGACGCACUUACCUUCUACCAAGAGUCACUGGAUAUCACGAUCAAGGUCCAUGGCACCCGCGAGCAUCCGGAUGUUUCCACAACACUCUUCAAUAUCGGCUUGGUGGCAAAAGACCAAGAUCGUCUGGGAGAAGCUCUUGCCUUCUUCCGAGAAUCACUUGAUAUCAGGGUCAAGGUCAAUGGUACCAGCAAGGAUCCUACUGCUGCCACAAUCCUCGAUAAUAUGGGCAAUGUCGCGAGUUCUCUCGGUCGCCUGAGCGAAGCAGUGGCCUUCUACCAAGAGUCACUCGAUAUCACAAUCAAUAUUGGCGACACUCUUGAGCGGGUCGAUAUUGGACAGAUCAUGAACUGUAUAUGCCAUUACUCGCGACUUCUGGGUGACAUCUCAAAGGCUCUCCAUUAUGCCAGUCGAUGCCUUGAUAUUUAUCUCAAACUCUAUGGUUCCCGUGAACACUCCCCGGUGGCUUGUGUCCUAGAUGAGAUUGGAUGGAUUCACUUUCUUCAAUCCGACUUUCACAAAGCACUCGAAUACCACACAGAGGCCCUCGAU